This is a messenger RNA of Fusarium poae, 2595 nucleotides long. RefSeq lists its product as uncharacterized. Gene Ontology annotation, molecular function: zinc ion binding; DNA binding; DNA-binding transcription factor activity, RNA polymerase II-specific. Bases 1 to 2595 code for a protein of 864 amino acids. The record is from RefSeq and is a predicted model, not a curated record. The transcript is spliced from 9 exons. NCBI's taxonomy places the organism in Eukaryota, Fungi, Ascomycota, Sordariomycetes, Hypocreales, Nectriaceae. Gene Ontology annotation, biological process: DNA-templated transcription; regulation of DNA-templated transcription.
AUGUCCAACGAAGACCCUUCUGUUCGCCCAAUUCUACCACAACAAUCCCAAAUGAAUUCCUUUUCGUUUGCGCCGCAGCAAUAUACGCAGCGCGAGACUCAAAAGAACUAUGUGUUCGUUGAUGAGCACAACCGCCACAAGCGGCUGAAAGUUAUGAGAGCUUGCGAAGGCUGCCGAAGACGGAAGAUUAAAUGUGAUGCUGCAACAACAAACACAUGGCCUUGUUCGGCUUGUAUACGGCUCAAGCUUCACUGUGUACGACCCAACGGCUUCGAUGGAGCCAGCGACUCGACGACUUACGACACUACGCCUAUGGGCUCCGAACAAUAUCAGCAAAUGCCAAUGCAGCAUCAAGUUAUGAACACGGGCGCCAAACUUUCACCAGCUGCUAUGUAUGGUGCGCAACCUCAGCAGGUUUACCCCGAUGCGAACGCAUCAUAUCAGCAUGUUUCAUACGACACGUCUCAGCAGCCAGGAAUGCACUACGGCGCUGUUGCACCUGCCGGCUCAAUGAUGGACCACACGUACGCGGGCCAGAACGUGUUUCCCACACCUCCUAUGCACCAGCCGCCACCUCCCGGAGCUCAACAGCAACCUUCUCCCGAAGCGUAUUCCUCCCCCGGUGACUAUCAACAUCACGAUCUCGCGGACCUUUUGGGAACGCUCAAGGUCAAUGAAACUGGCACAGCUCCGUAUCUUCGGAAUAAAGCAUCUUUCAGACAUGAAGAGCAGGCACCUGUCGAAGAAGCAGAAGAUUUCCCGGGUGCUCUCCCUCCGAUGAUGCCUGCACCUGGUCACAAGAUCCGCAUUCCGCCUGAGUUGAUGCCAGAUGACGAAACAGCACUGAACUAUUUCGAUCUUUACUUUACCCACGUUCAUCCUUAUGUACCCGUACUUUGCAAGACUGUUUUCUAUCAACAAUGGAAUACGGACCGAGAGUCAAUUUCUCCAUUGAUUUUGGAAGCGAUUUUUGCUAUGGGAGGACGAUUGGCCGAGGAACCGACUGAAGGUCAACAAUGGCUUGCCCUUGCUUCCCGACACGCCGAUUCUUUCAUGGAUGUUCCUCGACUGAGCACUCUUCAAGCCUUGCUUAUGAUUCUCAAGGCUCGCGAAGCUGCCCCUAAACGAGGUUACUACUAUCGCUCCUGGAUGACUGUUGUACAGUGCGUUCAAAUGGGCAAAGAUCUGGGCUUGGAUGAACAUCAUGAGGAUCAUCAAGCAGGCAUUGCUUGCGAAUUCACAGCUGCCGAAUGUCAGCUUCGAAAGCGUAUCUGGCAGACGAUCUUUGUGUGUGAGGUUAUGGUUGGCGCUCCCCAAGGCCGACAUGACCAUGCUGUCAAACUCAACACUGUCGAUUUCACGCCUUCGCGACCAGUUCCCGGAUGCGAAGAAUCAGAAUAUCAUACAUCGCGCAACUUCAGCUACUUCUCCCAGGUUGUGCGAACAGUAUCCGCGAUGAGCAAAGUGUAUACGAGACUCCGAAGACGCAAGGAUUGGGGCGUAGACCCUGAGUUCCAGCAGCUGGGGCAAAGCUUCAACACUUGGCUGGCAGAGCUUCCUCCGGACCUUGCUAUCUCCUUCCCACAGGAUGGGUCACCCCCAUGGAUUCCUUCACACUUUAUCGGAAACAUGCACGGGUACUACUACCUGGCCCUGAUUCUCUUCCACCGACCUAUCUUGUCGUUCCUUGACCCCAACGCUCCCGAUGGCCAGUGGAAGCGCCACAUGAUGAUUUGUUACAGUUCUUCCAAAGCUUUGUGCCGUGUGCAGGAGGCAACACUCAAUACCUUUGGACUCACAGGACUUCAGUGCAUGCAGCGAGGCUUCAGCUUUUCCCUCUAUGCUGGCCUCUCCUGCAUUGUUAUUCACCUGGUUGCCAUUGUUUCACCCGAUCCCGAGUUCAACAGCGAUGCCCGCGAAUACUUUACGAGGCAUAUGCGGGUCCUGGAAAAGGUGAUGGAGUCCUGGUCUAUGCCUGAGUUGGAGAAGCAGAUCAACGCGCUCCGAGAGGCGUUUUCAGCAGAUGUUCGAAAACCGUUUGUCUUGAAGCCAAGCUUUCCCUACGGCAGUCCUCACCCAUCCACCCAUUCCAGCCCCCCUCGUGGUUCCGAGCCUUUCAGACCGGUCAUUCACCGGACAGGCUCCAUAGACCAGCACUUGGAUACACAUGGUGCCCAACAAGUCAGUUAUAUGAACCACCCCAUCACACCUCCCAUAUCAGCCGGCCCGAUGGACAGCAAAAGUGACUCCCCAGCUGUACAGUCGCUCGUCAUGAUGUCGCAAGGAACGCAAGGUCCCGGUAUGCCCCAGAGUCUAUCAAUGGCGGAUCAGCCAGGAUGGAACCCAUCCCGACUAUUUGAACAAUGGAACACCACAUUUGGUGCUACGGAAGUUCCCACCAUCCAGGAUAUCCAAGCCGUCCAGGCAACAAUGCCAACUGGAUCGCAUCAAAUAUCUCCACCUCAAUACUCAGCUGCUCCCGUGCCCAAUUUUGUCACGCCAGCCAUGUGGCAAGAGUCGGUUGCAAGUGUUUAUGAGGGUGGAUUGAAGCGAGGCUGGGACUACGAUGGUGUGGCAGUGAUGAAGAGACACUGA